UACUUUCUUUCUUUAUAAUCCAUGAGUUGACUUAUUUAAGUUGGUUAGACUAUCCAUAUAUGGGUCAACUUAAUUGAUAAAACCCAAAAUAAAAAUAAAACAAACCCGAGACCUAUUUUACAUGCUUCCUCCGAAAAAAAACCCCUUCGAGAAUUCAUAUUCAAAAGCAUCAAAGAUGUCAGCGCACCAACCAAUCGAAAUCCAAGCACAAAUCAUGAAAAGGCUUCCUGUGAGAAUAUUGAUUCAAUUAAAGAUGGUAUCAAAGGCAUGGAAGGCACUGAUCGAAAGCUCCGAAUUUAUGGCCGAUUACAACAUCUCCCAAACUGGACCAAAUCAUCUAUUUAUAAGAUACGGAGAACCAAGAGUUGUCGGUAGUUCUCAAGGGUUGUUUUGCCUUCAUGGCUACUCAGGUGUCGGGAGUCUCUUGCUGUGCUUGAAUUCUAUCAAGAGGCCGAGGCCCAGAAGCAAGUUUGUGCUGUAUGGAUGAUGAUGACCAUGGAGGAUGGUGUUCAAAAAUCGUUUUCAAAGCUAUACACUAUUAGCACACAAGAUGCGUCAAUAUUAAUGGUACCUGCGUUUAGGAACUGUGGCAAACCUAUCGUGGGAACAAGAAGAACAUUGGAUGAAUAUGACGAAGGAGCGUUGCUUUCAGUUUAUGAACCAUACUCCAAAAACAUCCAUAGUCUUGGGAUUCACAGAGUACAUACUUCAUUGACAUUGUUUGUGAGCUCUUACGCGGAAACUCUACUUCUUCUUGAUCAACCGGGCAAGCCUAUUCCAUACCGAAGUCGAACCAUUCAUUGAGUUGUGGUUAUCAAUAUGUAGUUAUCCGUCGUGCUUUAGUGAUACUUAUCGAGUUAAGAUCGAGUUUUCUUAGUAUCUUUGGUCCAUAUGUUCAUGUAACAAAAACUCAGAAAUCUAUACAUCAAUUUUGUGUAUUCCAUUUGAUGCUUAUUUUUUUUUUGCUUUUA
This is a messenger RNA of Erigeron canadensis, 971 nucleotides long. RefSeq lists its product as uncharacterized. The coding region runs from base 122 to 487 and encodes 121 amino acids. NCBI's taxonomy places the organism in Eukaryota, Viridiplantae, Streptophyta, Magnoliopsida, Asterales, Asteraceae. Gene Ontology annotation, molecular function: protein binding. The transcript has 3 exons. The record is from RefSeq and is a predicted model, not a curated record.